Messenger RNA from Diversispora eburnea, 705 nucleotides. The record is from the annotation of a GenBank genome assembly. Lineage: Eukaryota; Fungi; Glomeromycota; Glomeromycetes; Diversisporales; Diversisporaceae.
AUGAUCCAAAUCAAAGGCCAACUAUUGAAAAUAUUUUUAAUUCUCUUGGAAAUAUCAAAUUAGAAAAUAUAUUUAACGAUUCUAAUGACAAUCAAUUAGAAGUUAAUAUUAAUAAUCAAUCUCAAGCUUCAGCGGACGUAUUCAAUAGAGAUUCUAUAUCUGCAUUUACCACGACUACAGAAUCAUCUACUCCUCUAUCUACUUACUUAACUACUACUCCCAAUUCUAGUAACUAUUAUAAUGUGACAAUUGGCAAUCAAAUUAUGAAAUAUAAUUAUAAUGAUUUUAAAAAUCUUAAAAAUAUUGGAAGAGGGACAUUUGGAAUGAUUUACAGUGCAACAUUAAUGAAAGUGAAUGGAAAAAAUAGAAAGAGAACAGUGGCUUUAAAAUCUAUAGUCGUGACUACUAUGGAAUUAUUUGUUAACGAGGAUGAAUUAGACUUGAUAGUUUAUAUUUCACAGGGGAAUAGAGAAGAUCCAAUCAUUGGAACACCACAUGAUUAUAUUAAAAUCUAUCAAGAUUGUUGGAAUCAAUUCCCUGAUCAACGUCCAAAUAUUGGAAAAGUCGUACAAGAUCUCGAAUGCAUAGAUUUAAAAAAUAUUUUAGCUGAAAUAACAGAUAGGUACACAAAUAAACCCGUUAAUUCUCGUACACCAAAAAGAAUCAUUUCGACUUGGAUUUCCAAUUCCCGAGCUGCCUUCAAAA